Messenger RNA from Miscanthus lutarioriparius, 5097 nucleotides. The record is from the annotation of a GenBank genome assembly. Lineage: Eukaryota; Viridiplantae; Streptophyta; Magnoliopsida; Poales; Poaceae.
AUGAGCGACGGCGAGCUCCAUGAAGAGGAGAACCCGACAAACAGUGCCGCAGAUGACGAUGAUGACGAGGAUUAUGAGGAGCCUGGUGGAGGAAAUCACUUCUUGGGGUUUAUGUUCGGCAAUGUAGAUGAUUCUGGUGACUUAGAUGCUGACUAUCUUGAUGAGGAUGCAAAGGAACACCUUUUUGCACUGGCAGAUAAGCUUGGUCCAUCUCUCAAAGACAUUGACCUAAUCAAGUCUUCUCCAGCACCAACUGAUCCUUCUGAACAAGACUAUGAUGAGAAGGCAGAAGAUGCUGUUGAUUAUGAAGAUAUUGAUGAAGAAUAUGAUGGACCUGAAGUUGAAGCAACUACAGAGGAAGACAAUGUGUUGUCAAAAAAGGAUUACUUCUCUUCAUCUACAGUGUAUGCAUCGGUGAAUAGUACAGUUUCAGUGUUUGACGAUGAGAAUUACGAUGAGGAAGAAGAACCACCCAAUGAUAAUGAACCUCCUGGUGAUAGUGCUGCCCAAAAUUUAUCUUCAGUUUCUAUCGAGCAGGCAGAUAUGGCAACCUCAAGCGAUAACCUUGCCAUGGAAAAGAUUGGCUUGUUAUCACAUCCAGAAGAAGGCAUGGACUUUGAAUAUGAAGAUUUGGAGAAUGAAAAGGGCACUGGGGAAGGUCAUCUUGAGCCUGAAAGUGCGACUUCCCUCCCUGUUUUAUGCAUAGAGGAUGGGAACGCGAUCCUGAGGUUCUCUGAAAUUUUUGGUAUCCAAGAGCCUGUAAGAAAAGUGAAAACAGAUCACCACAAACGUCCAGUGAAUAAAGAGCUUCAGAUCACAAAUGUUGCUGACAAUGUUGAAGAAGAUGAGGAACUAAUUCUCCGGAGCACUAUCCAAAAUUUCUCAACUUUGAAGCACAUCCAGAUGAAUGAAGAUUUUGUUGAGAGUGACAGUGAUGAGUCUAUUUCUGAUGUCACUUUAAGGCUAAAGGAUUCAUGUCUUUCAGAACAACCAAUGAAAGAUGCACAUAAGGAUAUUCGUACUAUCCAGCGAUCUCCAAUUUGUCCUGAUUUUUAUCCACUUGAGCAUGAUGAUUGGGAAAAUGAUAUCAUUUGGAACAAUUCACCAGCAACUGAUCAGCAGCCUUAUGCAAAAAUCUGUGAAUCUGAAGAGAGUGUGGACACUCAAGGUGAAGACCAGGGUAAGGAUUAUGGCCAGGUCCCCAGGUGUUGGGAUGUACAGAGUAAAAGCAAUGGUUCCCCAGUAAUUGAAGAGACUUUUGGUUGUACAGAAAUGCCUGCUCCAGAUAACUACUGUUCCCCUGGGAAAAGUUACCCUCCACUGACAAAUGAAGAUAACUUAGAUCACAUAACGCCAAAUAACUUAGAUGAUACAGUUAAAAUUGACACCACGAUGCGUUUAAAUAACCUUAGUUUACUGAACAGGGAAUUAUUAGAAGGAUCAUGGUUGGACAACAUAAUUUGGGAUCCUACUGAGGUUACCACAAAGCCUAAACUGAUCUUUGACCUCAAAGAUGAUCAUAUGCUUUUUGAGAUCCUAGAUGAAAAGAAUGUGGAUCACCUCCGGUCUCAUGCUCAUGCUAUGAUUGUUAGUCAGUCAACCAAUACUUCAACACCAACAGUUGAUAAUUUUGACAAUCAAGCAAAGACAUUGAGUGGCAGAUUCAACAUCUCCAAUGACAAGUUUUAUUCAAAUAGGAAGACUCCACAGCAAGCUAAAUCUCAUACUAAAAAACGUGCUUUAAUGGGCAUAAAGGUGGUGCAUUCUGCUCCAGCUCAUAAGCUGCAAACCAUGAAGCCAGUAUUGAGCAAUAAGGAAAUUGCAAACUUUCAUAGACCAAGAGCUAAGUGGUACCCACAUGAAAAUAAAAUUGCCGCUCAGUUACAAGGAACUGCUUGUAGCCAUGGGAGGAUGGCUGCUUUACUUAUGUCAUUGGGAGGAAAAGGAGUCAAGAUUUUGGUAAAUGCUGAGGACACUCCGGUCUCUGUCAAAUUAAAAGCAUCAAAGAAGUUCGAAUUGAAGCCUUCCGAGAAGAUCAAAUUGUUCUGUUCUGGGAAAGAGCUUCAGGAUGACAUCUCGUUAGCAAUGCAAAAUGUGCGACCAAACUCCAUUGUGCAUGUUGUUCGCACUGAAGUGUAUCUAUGGCCAAAAGCACAGAAAUUACCUGGUGAGGACAAGCCUCUACGCCCUCCUGGGGCUUUCAGGAAAAAAACUGACUUGUCUAUCAAGGAUGGACAUGUUUUUUUAAUGGAAUAUUGUGAAGAGAGACCUUUGCUUCUCUCGAAUGCAGGAAUGGGAGCCCGUCUCUGUACAUAUUACCAGAAAACUUCCCCUACUGAUCAGACAGCUGCAUCACUGCGAAACAACAGUGAUGGACUGGGCACAGUGCUUGCAAUUGAUCCUUCUGACAAAUCGCCUUUUCUAGGAGAUAUACAUUCUGGGUCCCACCAAUGUUGUCUUGAAACAAACAUGUACAGAUCACCUGUAUUUCCUCAUAAGGUUGCACCAACUGAUUACUUAUUAGUUCGUUCAGCCAAAGGGGUGCUUUCUCUCCGUCGCAUUGACAAGCUAUAUGCUGUUGGCCAACAAGAACCUCAUAUGGAAGUCUUUUCACCAGGGACUAAGAACGUGCAGAAUUAUCUUCUGAACCGAGUUCUUGCAUAUGUUUAUCGUGAGUUUCGUGCUAGAGAGAGGCCUGAUGGUAUUCCUCAGAUUCGAGCUGACGAGUUACCCAUACAAAGUCCUCUGACAGAAGCUAUAGUGAAAAAACGAUUGAAGCAUUGUGCAGAUUUGAGGAAAGGACAAAAGGGGCAUUUUUUCUGGACACAGAGACCUGAUUUCCGGGUUCCAUCAGAGGAAGAACUGAGGAGAUUAUUGACGCCAGAAAGUGUUUGCUGUUAUGAGAGUAUGCAAGCUGGUCUUUAUCGUCUCAAGCGCUUAGGAAUUCUGAAGCUUACUCAGCCUGUUGGACUGGCUUCUGCUAUGAAUCGGCUUCCUGAUGAGGCUAUUGAGCUUGCUGCUGCAUCACAUAUCGAGAGGGAACUGCAAAUCACUAGCUGGAAUCUUACAAGUAAUUUUGUUGCUUGUACUAAUCAGGACAGAGAAAAUAUAGAAAGAUUAGAAAUCACUGGUGUUGGAGAUCCAUCUGGUCGUGGGUUAGGAUUCAGCUAUGUGCGAGUAGCACCAAAAGCACCUGCCUCCAAUUCAGUGCUCAAGAAGAAGUCAGCUGCUGCAAAGGGUACCACUGUAACUGGGACUGAUGCUGAUCUCCGCAGGCUGAGCAUGGAUGCAGCCCGUGAGUUGCUGCUGAAAUUCGGCGUACCUGAAGAGCAAAUUGAUAAAUUAACAAGGUGGCAUCGGAUUGCUAUGGUGAGGAAGCUUUCAAGUGAACAAGCUGCAUCGGGAAUUACUAUUGACGAAAUUCCUGUUACUAUAGAAGGUGAUGACAAUGGCAGUGACACAGAAGCUAACAGUGAUCUAGACUCAUUUGCUGGGGAUCUUGAGAACUUGCUAGACGCAGAAGAAUUUGAUGAUGAGGAUACUAGUACAGCAGACUUGAGAAUUGACAAAGCAGAUGGAAUGAGAGGACUUAAAAUGAGAAGGUGCUCUUCGCAUGCCCAAAUUAAUGAGGAAAUUGAAGAUGAUGAAACAGAAGCCUCUCUGGCAAAGAAACUACUUGAAGACGAUGGUAAUGAUGUCAAGAGGAAAAAGCAGCCUGCGGAAUUGACAAAUUGUGGCACCUCUAUAGGUGCCAAUAAAAUGAAGCAGAGUAAGACUGGGCAAAUGAUCAAAUCAUCUGGUUAUGCUGGUGCAUUAACCCCAAAGGAGAGCACACCAAGAGAAGGAAAAGAGGUUGAAAAUUCUUUUGCUGAGGGUGGUUUGCCCUCAAAACUAAAACCAAAGAUGGCACUCGAUGCAAAUGAGAUCCUUCUAGUUAAAAAGAAAAGUGUUCUAGGAAAGGAUGGACCUAAGGAGAAGAAACAGGGUGCAAGGGGGGAUACUCUUGUUUGUGGAGCCUGUGGUCAGGUUGGGCAUAUGCGGACUAACAAACUGUGCCCCAAGUAUGGGGAGGAUCCAGAAAUUUCAGAAAUGGAUGCUAAUUCAGUUAAGUCCAACCCUACGGAUAUAAACCAUUUGCAAGCAAAGAUACCUAAAAGAUCGAUACCAAAAGUUUCCUCUGAAGUUACUGAAACUGAAGGGCCAGAAGGUAUUGAAAAGACAAAAUCUGUCCCAGUAAAAUUCAAAGUAGGGGCACCUGAUAAAUCCUUGGAGAGGAACAUGUCACUCUCCGUUUCACUCGUUUCUGAUAAACGUGUCAUGGAUGUUACAGACAGUAGAUCUACUGGAAAGAAUGCACCUCGCAAAAAGAUCACCAUCAAGCAGCCUAAAGGCAUAGACCAGCAAAGACAUGUUGAACCUAGGAGUGGUCAGGAGCCCACCAGAAAGACAAGAAAAAUUGUAGAAUUAUCGAGUUUUGAGGAUAGAAGUAGAGAGGAUGAUCAUUGGUUUGGUGGGGAACCCAGCCAGAUGAAUUCCUCACAUGAGAGGAGGCUGGGUCUGGAAGGAAAAAGAAGCAAAGCCACAAUGCAAAAUGACAGAUCCUGGAGAGAUUUUGAGGAGCAAAGAGAAAUGCCACAACCAAGGCUCUUUGAUGCUACGAUAUAUGCAUCGAGGGAUGAAGACCAUCUAAAGGCAAAAAAGAAAAUAAAGAAAAAGAAAAAACAUGAAUUCAAAGAUGAUGACUUACUUGAUCACAGGCCGUACAGAAAUGACAGAAGGGUACCUGAAAGACAUCGAGCAGUAAAAAGAUCUAGUCCGGCUCAUGUGAUUGGAUAUGCGUCAUCUGCUAAGCGUCGCAGAGGAGGAGAGCACCCAAUGGAUCUUGGUACCAUUAGAGACAAGGUGAGAGAGAUGGUGUACAGAAACCGGGAUGAAUUCAGGCACGAUGUAGCACAGAUACAACUGAACGCACACUUAUACAAUGACGAUCGCCAUCCUCACAUUCCUCCACUCGCUGACGAGCUCAUGGAGGUCUGCGACUACCUGCUUGACCAAAGUGCAGAUCUGCUCACCGAGGCGGAAGAUGCUAUUGAGUAG